Messenger RNA from Penicillium psychrosexuale, 1731 nucleotides. RefSeq names its product fungal specific transcription factor domain-containing protein. The record is from RefSeq and is a predicted model, not a curated record. Gene Ontology annotation, biological process: positive regulation of transcription by RNA polymerase II. Gene Ontology annotation, cellular component: nucleus. Bases 1 to 1731 code for a protein of 576 amino acids. Lineage: Eukaryota; Fungi; Ascomycota; Eurotiomycetes; Eurotiales; Aspergillaceae. The transcript has a single exon. Gene Ontology annotation, molecular function: DNA-binding transcription factor activity; transcription cis-regulatory region binding.
AUGGUGGAGUGCAAUGAACCUCCCCUUGAUAUCAAUGUUUCAUUGUCCGCCGACUCUCCCCCUUUCAAUUUUCUCUCCUUCUUGGAUCCUUUUCAGGAUUCUCUGUCGCUUGCAAACCCCUUGGGCUCUGAUGUCGAUACCGAUACUGCUAGACAUUUGCCGUUGGUUCCAGAAAAGCCAGAUACCGAUGCAUCUAGGCUGAGCUUCUCUCAGCUAUUGGAGGAUGAAAACGAUGACAUUGAGGAGAUCAUCCGGAAAUCAGAUCCAACACUGGGACCUUGGAAUUUCGCCCUAACCGAGGGAGAUUCUUUCCAUAUUGACCCCCCAAGCAUGUCAGACAACCCAUCUCUACCCCCGGAAAGUCCGGAAAUGCUCGUGAUGCGGUUUGAUAAACUCACAUGUGGGAUUUUAUCUAUCAAAGAUGGUUCAUUAGAGAAUCCGUGGCGAACACUCAUUUGGCCGUUAGCAAAAGACGCGCCUGCACUUCGCCAUGCUAUCUUUGCUCUGACAGCGUUCCAUUCGGUAAAGCAAAGCCCGCACCUUCGGAUCCAAGGAGUCAAACAUAUGCGCCAGAGCAUAAGUGGUCUAGUUGGACAAAUUCAGAAUAUGAGGGCGGAUACUGCGCUGGCGACUAGUUUGGCUUUGGCAUUUGCCGAUACCUGGGACCAAAACACCCGCACAUGCAUUCAACAUUUGCGAGGCGCAAAAACAUUGAUGUGUCAGGUAAUCGCGGCCGGGAUGCAACGAGGUGUUAGUGACGAGGAGUUGGAUCGUAUCCGGUUCCUCUACAACACAUGGUCCUAUAUGGAUGUGAUCGCACGACUGACUUCUUUGGAUGAGUGUGGUCCUCAAAACUGGGAUUCUUCGGUUUUCGAGCUUCCAAGUGACACAGUCCAUGAUAUUGAUCCGUUGAUGGGUUGUGCAACGACUCUAUACCCUCUUAUAAGCCGGGUUGCGAAGCUGAUCCAGCAUGUGCGGAAGAGCACGUCGAACACGGUGUCGGUUGUGGCCCAAGCUAUGGAACUCAAAGCUCUCGUCGAGCAAUGGGAGCCACCGCAAUGGUUUGAGCCACCAGAUGACCCCAACUCCGAGGUUCAGCAUAGUAUUCAAGUUGCACAUGCCUAUCGCUGGGCGACAUUGCUAUACCUGCAUCAGGCCGUUCCAGAGAUACCCUCCGAGCCGGCCGAUGAAUUAGCAAAGAGGGUCCUGAUCUUGCUUGCCACUGUUCCCUACACUUCCAGGACUACUAUCAUACAAAUGUUCCCUCUCCUAGCGGCUGGGUCUGAGGUUGACACUGAAGAUGACCGAAAAUGGGUCUUGGAUCGAUGGACCACAAUUCAGUCUCGAUUAAUGCUAGGUGGUGUUGAUCGCUGUUUGGAGGUGUUGAAGGAAGUCUGGGAACGUCGCGACGCAAUGAAUGCCAGAAGAGCGCGUGAAAUGGCCAGUUCGCGACGUGGCGAGUCUUUCUCAUCUGGAGAUAGGGAGAAAAUGAGCUCGUCAUUGCCAACCGAUUUCCGCAAAUACAGUCUCAAUGGUUCCCACAAGGGGCCAACUGGAAGGCCAGGACAACCUACAUCGAGGUCUGCGCGACGGGGUUCCGCACUCGCCCCGCUUGAAAACAUUGAAUUUGAAAGAACUGUGCGUGGCAGAUUGCAUUGGGUGAAUGUUAUGGCUGAAUGGGGAUGGGAAGGUGGGUUUGACAACUUUCAAACUAUUUCCUCCAAAAGCUAA